Molecule: messenger RNA, 3555 nt
Organism: Emericellopsis cladophorae
Lineage: Eukaryota; Fungi; Ascomycota; Sordariomycetes; Hypocreales; Bionectriaceae
Product: ATP-dependent DNA helicase II subunit 2
Exons: 10
Coding region: 1-3555 (1184 amino acids)
Biological process (GO): cellular response to X-ray; cellular response to gamma radiation; DNA recombination
Cellular component (GO): Ku70:Ku80 complex; nucleus
Molecular function (GO): telomeric repeat DNA binding; damaged DNA binding; double-stranded DNA binding
Source: RefSeq, a predicted model, not a curated record
AUGGCCGACAAAGAAGCGACAGUCUUUAUCCUCGACCUCGGCUCGUCUAUGGGCCAAGCUCACAAUGGUCGCGAAGAGUCGGACCUCGACUGGAGCAUGCGAUUUGUUUGGGACAAAAUAACCGAUGCCGUCGCGUCCAACCGCAAGACUCUGAAUGUGGGUGUCAUUGGCCUGAAGACUGAUGACACGAACAACAAGCUGGACAGCACAGAGGGCUAUGAGAAUAUUUCUGUCCUCCAAGGACUACAGCCGAUGACUAUGACGGACUUGCGUCAGCUCCAAGCUUCCAUAGUCCCGAAUCAGACCAGAUUUGGCGAUGCCAUCUCAUCAAUUGUCAUUGCGGUCGACAUGAUCGAGACAAAGACCAAGAAGUUGAAGUACAUUCGCAAGAUUUACUUAGUCACGGACGGCCAAGGCAGCAUGGACGUUGAUGACAUUGACGACAUUGGCAAGAAAAUGAAUGCCUCCGGCAUCGAGCUGACUGUCCUGGGCGUGGACUUUGACGAUCCUGAGUAUGGCUUCAAGGAAGAGGACAAGCCGCCACACAAGAAACAAAACGAGCGGGCCUUGCGCAAAUUAGUGGAAGCCUGCGACAAUGGCAGAUUCGGCACCAUGGCAGAUGCAAUCGAUCGCCUGGACACCCCUACCGUCAAAACACCUAAGCCUUACAAAACUUACGACGGCAAAUUGACACUCGGCGACCCCAACACAUUCCCUGCCGCAAUGAACAUUGAUGUCGAGCGGUAUUUCAAGACACAUCUGGCACGACCACUUGGAGCCAGCACUGUGGUCACGAAGCAAGACCAACCCGGCUCACAAACGACUGAGACCGUAGAGGGCAAUGAUAUGAUGGACGGUGUAGAGUUUACAGGCGUCAAACAAGCACGGACGUACAAAGUCAACGACCCAGAUGCACCUGGUGGUAAGCGGGACGUCGAAUUUGAGUCCCUGGCCAAGGGGUUUGAGUAUGGACGAACAGCUGUCCAUAUCACCGAGUCGGAACACAACAUCACCAAGCUGGAAACCCAAAAGUGCUUCACGAUCCUGGGAUUCAUUCCUUGGGACAGGUAUGAAGCCUUCCUCAACAUGGGCGAGGUCUGCGUUACCCACGCGAAGAAAUUCGACGAGGCCUCAGAAGUGGCUCUCUCAGCCCUGAUCUGGGCCCUUCAUGAGGUACAAUCAUAUGCUGUGGCGAGACUCGUGAUCAAGGAAGGCAAAGAACCUCUUCUUGUACUGUUGAUACCACAUAUUGAACCGGGCUUUGAGUGCCUGUACGACGUACCCCUCCCUUUUGCGGAAGAUGUCCGCAGCUAUCAAUUCCCACCGUUGGAUCGUGUUAUCACGGUCAGUGGGCAAACACUGAGCAAGCACAGAUUCAUCCCUUCUGAUGAUCUCAAUGCUGCCAUGGGUGCAUAUGUCGACGCAAUGGACCUCUCAAAUUAUGGGAUCGAUGAAGAUGGAGCGCCGGCAGAAUACAUGCCCAUUGACGACACGUACAACCCCUCGAUACAUCGCAUCAAUCACGCCGUUCGAAAUCGAGCUGUGCACCCCGAGAGUCCCGUACCAGAAAUCCCACCUCAGUUGCUUCGUUUCGCCGAGCCGCCACAUGAACUGGUCGAGCGAGUCCAGAGGAAGAUAGAUACUCUGAUUGGUGCAGCAGAAAUCAAAAAAGUACCACCAAAAGCCAAGGGCAAACGUCGUCGCGAUGCUGUCAAGCCUAUUUCCGGCCUCGACGUGGAUGCCCUGCUCGGCAACACCCGGCGAGGUCAAAUAUCACCCGAAAACGCCGUACCGGAUUUCAAGCACGCGCUCGAGACCGCAGAUUCAGAGGAGGCUCUCGAGGACGCCUCCAAGCAGAUGGGUGCCAUCGUUCGUUCCUUGAUCACGGACAGUUUUGGUGACAGCAAAUACAACCGAGCCAUUGAAUGCUGCGGUGUCAUGCGCGAAGAGUUGAUCAAUAUGGACGAGCCAAGCUUGUUCAACACCUUUGUCGUAGACUUGAAGAAGCAGCUGCUAUCCGGAACCCUAGGGGGCGAUCGGCGAGACUUUUGGUUCAAGCUUAGAUGGGCGCAACUAGGCUUGAUAGACAGCAGUCAGUCGGAGUCAUCAGAUGUGACUACAGAUGCAGUAAACGAGCAAAGUGAGGCCUCUGAGGCCGUUUGCCUGCGUGUGAUGUGCGAACACGCCCUUCCUACGGAGCCCUGGGAACCUCAUCCAGAGCCUGUAGCUGACGAUGCUCCGAAGAAGUUUCUCAACCACGACGCCAGUCCUCUCCCUGAUACGGAGGGCGCCUUCGACCCCGAGAGGUUCGACAAGGACAAGCCAAGCAAGGACGACAUCGAUCUCUGUCCUUGGAACGUUGUGAUGAACUACCCUAGCUCGUUCAUCGGGAAAACAAACCGACCGCACGUAGAGCCGUACUUUGAGAGAAUCUUUGAGGGUCGAGUCUGGGACUUCUUUUAUCUAUACCACCCAUCCAAUCCGGCCGACAAACCCUACCUCUUCGUGCCGACUUCCCAGUUCCAGCUCUUCCUCGAUCAAAUCAACGAAGAACUCAAGAUAUCCCUUUCUAUCCCGGCUGGUGUUAACGCUGACUGGUUCUUCCUACGAUUCACGAACGACGUCGCCCAGCCUCGCUAUCUACGUCGCAGUUCUGAGAGCGAAGAUAUCGACGAUGGCUCUGCUUGGCCCGAUCCAGAUGAACAUGACGCAAACUUAUUCCAUGCGUCUACGCCGGUCCAACAAGCCGAGUUUGAGCGCAAGCUGAGGCUGUUCAAUGCGGCCGAAGUAAAGGACAGAGACAAGGGCCAGUCUAGGACCGCGGAGAGGAGAGCCGAUCGACAGCACAUACUCUGCACGACGCAGCAGCUGCUCGGACUCAAGCCAGGCACCCCCGUCGGUAUAAAGGGCGACCAACCAGUGGUUCUUGUUGCCAUCGACGUUGAGGCUCUUGAGCGACCACCGAACCCGGUGUCGGAGGUCGGCGUUGCGAUACUCGAUAUGAAAGACAUCCAAAACGUUCCUCGCGGUAUAUGCGGCCAGAACUGGUGGCCGAUGAUUGUACCUCACCACUUGCGAACAAAAGAGUACUCUGGUCUUUGUAACUUUGAGUUCAUCAAGGGCUGCCCCGAUGCCUUCGACUUUGGAACCAGCACCUUUCCCACUAUAAAGCAGAUGCCAGCUGCGAUACUCGACAUCAUUCAGCCCUUGAUCGACGCGAAACGCGAGCUCGUUCUUGUAGGCCACGACACUCAGCAAGAUGUCCAGUAUCUAGCCUCGAUUGGUCUUGACCUACAUGCAAUGAAAUGCGUCGCCCGCAUGCUAGACAGCCAAGCCAUUCAUCAGGCCUGGCAGGAUAGGGACCAGGGCCGCGGUCUGUCCAGUGUCUUGGCUGAGCUGGGUAUCACCAGCAGAAAUCUCCACAACGCAGGUAACGAUGCCGUGUUUACUUUAAGGGCGUUGAUCGGCGUGGCGAUGGAGCAGAUCAGGGAGGAGUCAGCCACGGCAGAGGGGAGCGAGUACACCCCCGAGCUUUGGGGCACUGAUCCCCCUUGA